AUGGAUUUCGCCAUGCAGAUUGACAGCUCCCGCAAGCGAUGCCGCGACGAGCCGGAGCUGCAUGGUGCCAAUGACCAGCACCUCGCGAAGAGGGCGCGCCAAUGGGACAUGGACGCGUCGACGCGCGAUUCCACUCCCAGCUUAGGCGAAUCCACUCCCUCAACACCCGCGUCUAUCGAUGUCGACAUGGAAGACACUCCCCAACAGGCGCCCACACAAGCGCCAAAGCCUGCGCCCGAACCUUUCCAGUCCGGCGGCGGAAUGAUCAUCUCGGGAUGGAACCAGAAUCGCCGGGACCAGUACCUGCGCCAAGGCUACCCCUUGGCCUGGAUGCAGAGCUCCACGCAGUCACAACGACUGCCCACACACCAAUCUCGGAAUGACAAGCCCGUCCGGCCCUUCCCGGCCCCAUCAGCCGCGAGUGCUAGCCGGAAAGUGCUGCCACCAAAAUCUGUUGCCUCCACCCGCGUCACCUUGAGUUGGUCCACAAGCAUAGAAAUAUUUUUGGUAUGGGCAGGUCCCGGCGGCUUGUUGAUCUAG
This is a messenger RNA of Chaetomium globosum CBS 148.51, 540 nucleotides long. RefSeq lists its product as uncharacterized. The transcript has 2 exons. Lineage: Eukaryota; Fungi; Ascomycota; Sordariomycetes; Sordariales; Chaetomiaceae. The coding region runs from base 1 to 540 and encodes 179 amino acids. The record is from RefSeq and is a predicted model, not a curated record.